Salvia hispanica is the source of this 1405-nucleotide messenger RNA. RefSeq names its product PBS1-like 1 (gene PBL1). Gene Ontology annotation, molecular function: protein kinase activity; ATP binding. The record is from RefSeq and is a predicted model, not a curated record. Gene Ontology annotation, biological process: protein phosphorylation. Lineage: Eukaryota; Viridiplantae; Streptophyta; Magnoliopsida; Lamiales; Lamiaceae.
UUUUCUGCCUUCUAUUUGUUCACACCUCCUGCUUGAAUUUUCAGCUCUCGUGUUUUUGCUUUUGGCUCUUCACAUCUUCUUUGUCAUCUCCGAUUCUUGGCUUGUGAGGAGAGAGAAUUGAUGGGCUCUUGCUGCAGCGCCCGGAUUCGGGCCCACCACAGCCCUCAGAGAGAUGGGCAAAGUUCUAGACAUGUUAGCUUUGAUGGGAGUUUGCCUCCCUCAGUGCCAUUGACCCCUCGAAACGAGGCUGAAAUCUUGGACGCGGGGAGUUUGAAGAGCUUCGGAUACAAUGAUCUCAGGAUAUGUACUAGAAACUUUCGCCCCGACAGUGUGUUGGGGGAAGGUGGAUUUGGGUCCGUCUUCAAAGGCUGGAUCGACGAGCACACUUUCAAGGCUGCCAAGGCGGGGACGGGGAUGGUCAUUGCUGUCAAGAGACUGAAUCAAGAAGGUUCACAAGGUCACAAGGAAUGGUUGACAGAAAUCAACUAUCUGGGGCAGCUACACCACCCCAAUCUAGUGAGACUGAUCGGCUAUUGCUUGGAGGACGAGCACAGGCUUCUCGUGUACGAGUUCAUGCCUCGUGGCAGCUUGGAGAAUCAUUUAUUCAGGAGGGCGUCUUAUUUCCAGCCGUUGGAUUGGAAUCUAAGGAUGAAGGUGGCGCUUGGUGCAGCGAAGGGGCUCGCGUUCCUCCACAGCUCGGAGGCAAAGGUCAUCUACCGCGAUUUCAAGGCCUCCAACAUCUUGCUUGACUCUAGCUACAACGCGAAGCUUUCUGAUUUCGGGUUGGCUAAGGACGGUCCACUCGAUGGCAGAAGCCAUGUUUCAACAAGAAUCAUGGGCACAUAUGGCUAUGCUGCUCCAGAGUAUAUGGCCACAGGCCAUUUGACUGCCAAGAGCGACGUGUACAGCUUUGGUGUCGUUCUCCUAGAGAUACUGACGGGAAGGCGCGUGCUGGACCAGAACCGGCCCCAGGGCGAGCAGAACCUGAUUGAAUGGGCAAGGCCUUACCUAGCAAGCAAGCGGAGAGUGCUCCGCGUCAUAGAUGCCCGUAUAGAAGGCCAGUACAAGCCAAGUGGGGCGCUACGAGCAGCGAUAUUGGCUGUGAAAUGCAUAGCCAUCGAGCCCAAGUACCGGCCCACGAUGGACGAAGUGGUGAAGGCUCUGGAGCAACUUCAGGACACAGGUAUUGUCCAAACUGAAGAAGAAGCUCAGAGACAACUUCACUUUGGAAAUGGACCGAGUUCAACUAGAAAAACUGCUUCCUAUCCAAGACCUUCUGCUUGAUUGUAAGGGAAAAAAUGCUAUCUUUUUAUACAGUGGCAAAAUUAAUCAGUUUGGUCAAAUUCUGAUCUAUCCCACGUCUUUUGAAAUUUAAAUGAGAAAUUACGAAGUUUCAGAUUCGCAA